UACAUAUAUAUAUAGAACUAUAUGCAGUUGGAGGAUGGGGUCAGCAGCAGCAAGCUUGAGCCACUGCUGCACGUAUAUUAUUAAGAUCGAAAGCCACCACCAUGGCCUUGGCCUCUAAUAAGCUCCUCAUCAAGUACAGCUUCGUCACGGUGGCAUUCUUAGUCGCCAGCACUCGUGGGAGUGGCACCAUCCAGCUGAUCUUGGUGAACAACUGCGCGGAAUCCAUCUGGCCCGGGCUUCUGGGCACCGCCGGCCAGCCGACGCCGCAGUCGGGCGGCCUCCACCUGGCCCCCGGCGACGAGGCGGCCUUCGACGUGCCGGUGGGGUGGUCCGGCCGCGUGUGGCCGCGGCGCGGCUGCUCCUUCGACCAGCGCGAGCGGGGGCAGUGCGCGACGGGGGACUGCGGCGGCGUGCUCCGCUGCGACGGGCGGCCCGGCGCCGCCCCGGCCACGGUGGUGGAGAUGACGCUGGGCACCCCCAAGUCCCCGCUCCACUUCUACGACGUGUCGCUGGUGGACGGCUUCAACGCGCCGGUGUCCAUGGCCCCCGUGGGCGGCGGCGCCGGGUGCGGCGUGGCCGGGUGCCAGGCGGACCUGAACGUCUGCUGCCCGUCGGCGCUGGAGGUGAGGGACCGCGAGGGGAGGGUGGCCGGCUGCCGGAGCGCCUGCAAGGCCAUGGGAGGGGACAGGUACUGCUGCACGGGGGACUACGCGUCGCCGGACAGGUGCCGCCCCACCAUCUUCGCCCACGUCUUCAAGGCCGUGUGCCCCAAGGCCUACAGCUACGCGUACGACGACGCCACCUCGCUGAACCGGUGCAAGGCCAGCCGGUACCUCAUCACCUUCUGCCCACCGCCGACAUCCAGGAAAUGACGACCACAUCCAUGGAUUGCAUCUUCAAAAUAAUAAUACUUACUAAAUGUCCCUACGGUUUUUAUAUAUCAGUCAUGUAGAGCUUGUUUAAUUAGGAUACUUAUUUAAACAUAUUCCAAUCGGAGAGGUCUCUAUCCAACGAUCAA
Messenger RNA from Zea mays, 1018 nucleotides. RefSeq names its product thaumatin-like protein. NCBI's taxonomy places the organism in Eukaryota, Viridiplantae, Streptophyta, Magnoliopsida, Poales, Poaceae. Bases 102 to 872 code for a protein of 256 amino acids. The transcript has 2 exons. The record is from RefSeq and is a predicted model, not a curated record.